Diabrotica balteata is the source of this 870-nucleotide messenger RNA. The record is from the annotation of a GenBank genome assembly. Lineage: Eukaryota; Metazoa; Arthropoda; Insecta; Coleoptera; Chrysomelidae.
GUUCAACUUAAGGAGGUUAAGUUAAAAUGUAGUUUUAUUUAUUUAUAUAAAAUUUUAAUUUUUGUUGCUGUUGUACAAGACAAGAUGGUGAAAAUAUCUAAUGCACGUGUUAAUUUUAAUCCAAAAUUACUGAAAAAGCUUAAAAAGAGGGAAAACUCUGGAGUAGAAGUUCAUACAGCACUUCAACAUUUAGCAAUAUACCCACAUCAACUAAAUAACUUUGGUGAUUCUGUUAAAGGACUGUUGAAUGCCAAAAUAGCUAAAUACAAUAAAACAUUCAAUGGUAUUUUACUUGGCUACAAAAACAUUAAACUACUAAAAGAAGGCGGAGUCAUUCAUGAUGAUUCUUGCUACAUCCAUUUCGACAUCCGAGCUGAUUUCUAUAUUUUCAAACCUGAGAUAGGCAAAAUCAUGGAAGGUGUUGUGAAAAGAAAGAGUAAAGACCAUAUUGGAGCUCUUGUAUAUGAAGCCUUUAAUGUUUCGAUCCCAUUAACAAAUGAUGACGAGGAAGAAGAAUUAGGGAAUACAGUGAAGGUGGGGGAUAACGUUACGUUUCAGCUAACAUAUAUCAAUCUUACUUCAUAUUUGCCAUACAUUCGUGGAAAACUUAUAUCGGAAACAACUGAAACAGAAACAAAUGAAACAGAAAUAAAAGUGAAGAAAAAGAAGAAAUCAAAGACCAAAGAAAAGAAACUUGAAGUUGAAGAAAUGGAAGAUGAGUAAUAUUUAUUUAAGAUACAAUAAGAAAAAUAAACAUUUUAUUGUGAUUGACUUUAUAUACUCUUGCAUUUAUUGUUUGUAUAUGAUCAAUAAGAACAUUCUUUAUAUUAUUUUUUAUGUACGGCCUGUAAAUAAAUUUUGUUUAAUUUU